This is a messenger RNA of Anguilla anguilla (European eel), 2017 nucleotides long. RefSeq names its product betaine--homocysteine S-methyltransferase 1-like. The record is from RefSeq and is a predicted model, not a curated record. The transcript is spliced from 8 exons. NCBI's taxonomy places the organism in Eukaryota, Metazoa, Chordata, Actinopteri, Anguilliformes, Anguillidae. Gene Ontology annotation, molecular function: betaine-homocysteine S-methyltransferase activity; zinc ion binding. The coding region runs from base 138 to 1241 and encodes 367 amino acids.
UUUUAUUUUGAUAGAGAAAGGACUGUGUAAAAGGACAGCAUUAAAAUUACUGAGUAGGCUACAUUUCGUUUCAGUUCAGUGAGUGAGUCGCGAAGCAACUGUAAGGGUGUUUCUCCAGCUCUUCCUCUCUGUUUAAUAUGGCGUCAGAUGGCAAGAAAAAGGGAAUACUGGAUCGCUUGGAUGCAGGUGAAGUUGUCAUUGGAGAUGGAGGAUAUGUUAUGGCAUUGGAGAGGAGAGGCUAUGUCACGGCCGGGCACUGGACGCCAGAAGCCGCAGUUGAACACCCAGAGGCAGUUCGGCAGCUGCACAGGGAAUUCCUGAGGGCGGGCGCCGAUGUCAUGCAGACUUUUACAUUCUACUGCAGCGAUGACAAGCUGGAAAUCAGCGGCAGAGUGCUGAACAUCACUGGGCGACAGAUAAACGAGGCGGCCUGUGACCUCGCCAGGGAAGUGGCCAAUGAGGGAGGCGCCUUAGUGGCGGGCGGAGUCUCCCAGACCCCCUGCUACGUCGAUUCAACCAGUGAAAGUAAAGUGAAGGAAAUCUUCAAGAAACAGCUGGAUGUUUUCAUUGAGAAGAACGUUGACUUUUUAAUUGCUGAAUUCUUCCAGCACGUGGAGGAGGCAGAGUGGGCCGUCCAAGUUCUGAAGACCAGCGGGAAGCCAGUUGGGGCCACAUUAUGCAUUGCACCAAUGGGAGACAACAAUGGAGUCAGCCCAGGGGACUGCGCUGUCAGAUUAGUCAAGGCUGGUGCCAAGAUCGUUGGGGUCAACUGUCACUUGGACCCCGUGUGUGGCGUGAAGACUGUGAAGCUGAUGAAAGAAGGUCUGGAGGCUGCUGGUCUGAAGGCCCACCUGAUGCUGCAGCCCCUGGGGUUCCACACUCCGGAGUGCAAUCAUGGAGGGUAUCUCACCCUCCCAGAAUUCCCCUUCGCAUUGGAAGCAAGAGCCAUCACUCGAUGGGACAUGCAUAAGUAUGCCAGGGAAGCGUAUAACGCUGGCAUCCGCUAUAUCGGUGGGUGCUGUGGGUUUGAGCCCUACCACAUCCGUGCUUUGUCUGAGGAGCUGGCACCAGAGAGAGGCUUCCUACCCCCGGCAUCAGAGAAGCAUGGGCUGUGGGGUAGUACCCUGGCCACGCACGCCCAGCCCUGGAUGAGAGCAAAGGCUAAUCGGGAAUACUGGGAGAACCUGCUACCAGCAUCAGGACGGCCAAAGUGUCCAUCCAUGGCAACUCCCCACAAAUGAUUUUUUUUUAAAAACUUCAUUUUAAUUGAUUAUGUUGGUUCCCUUUCUGAAGCCCUGCUGUUCUUAUCGAUCUAACUUAUUAAUUGGUUUUUUGCCCAGAUAUACAUUUUAGCAAAAGAUGUGCAUUUAUAAACUACCAAUCUGUAUGACAGAACACCAGAUUGUUUUAAUGUGAUUAUGUACCAGCUGUGGUUUUUACAUGAUAUUGAUUUAAAAAAAAAUAAAAUGCAAGAUACAAUAUUGUUAGUGCAAACAAACAGAAAAAAUAAAUCACAUUAACAGUUCAGUUAUUAGUCCAGUGUUAUUUUAUGUUCAGUGAAAAAGGGCUACAUGUGACCAUUCUAACAUUGUUUAAUGUUCAUUUACUGUUUUGACACUCAUGUAAUUUGUUGUAGAAUGUGGCUAAAAUGGUAAAAAUCAUGGCUAAAGUAUGCCACCUAGUGGCCAAAAUGGCAGCAGAAGAAGGAUUUAUUCGGUUCCUGCCACUGCUGACAAAUGCCAAAAAACAUGCCUCUUAAUUGUAAAAUGCAGGAACUAAAUGUAACUUUACUGCCUUUAACAACCAUUCUGUAUGUUAAGUUUGUUCCUUGUGUAUGUCUUGGAAAAUGGGCAUCGCAUGUAUUUGAAGUUUUACUUAACAAUUUCUUGAUCAUCGAUAAUUGUUCCUAAUCCACAAUUUUUUCAUAAAUCUGCCAAACACAUGCUAUGUUAGUAUUUCCAUAGUAACAACUAACAAACAGGAACAAAUAAAAAUAAUGAUCAUAAUUAUUCUUAAA